This is a messenger RNA of Lodderomyces orthopsilosis Co 90-125, 1206 nucleotides long. RefSeq names its product triglyceride lipase. The coding region runs from base 1 to 1206 and encodes 401 amino acids. The record is from RefSeq and is a predicted model, not a curated record. The transcript has a single exon. NCBI's taxonomy places the organism in Eukaryota, Fungi, Ascomycota, Pichiomycetes, Serinales, Debaryomycetaceae.
AUGUCAUUUACACUCGAAAAAAAACAAACAAAAGCACAUCCAAUCCGCGCCAAGGGUAGUACCUUGAUUGCCAAAGACACUGAAAAUUUGAUUAUCGUGUACAACAAAUACAAAUCAAGCUCUCCACAUCCAAACCCUGAAUCACAAUUGGCCUUCAAUUUGGUCUUUUGUCACGGGACUGGGUUCAACAAGUCAGUAUGGCACUACCUCAUUAAGCAGUUGUAUAAACUCUCGCAAUCACAUGAAGUACCCUGGUACUUGGACACGGUUCUUGCUGUUGACGCUCUUGGUCAUGGUGAUUCUAGUUUGGCAAAUGAGGGGAAAAUGGGUUGUGUUUACAUGUGGGAUGAUGGCGCUAAAGAUGUUAUUGAGAUUAUCAAGCACGAGAGGGAAACCACGGGAGAUAUGAAGAACAACUUUGAGGCUCGUACUGUUCUAGUUGGGCAUUCAAUGGGCGGAUUUACUGCUUUGUAUGCAUCCUUUUUAGAAUCAACCCUAUUUGACUCCGUUGUUGCUAUAGAACCGGUGAUUUAUGGAACACCUGAGACUGAAGCAAGGUUUAUGCGGCUGUUUAAGAAGUUGGUUGGCUUGAUGAUGGAUACUUUUGAUACCGAACAGGAUGCCAGGGACUAUUUUGAGAAAUACUCAUUCACUAAACGUUUUCAAUCUGAUGUAUUGAAAGAUUACGUUGAUGAUGAAGUAUAUAAGACAAAAACCAAAGAGGGGAAAUAUGUCUAUAAAGCUAAAUGCCUGAAGGUGAGCCAGAUGACGACAUAUUUGAGUUCUCACAUGUCCAUCAUAAAGGGCAUGUUAGCGUUACCGUUGAUCAGAGUUCCAGUGUUUCAUGUUGUUGGUGGAGCAGCUAAUUGGAACUUGCGAGAGAGUAUUGACUGGAUUCGUAAUGCCAUUGCUCCAAAUAUGUUAGCAGGUGCUAUAGAUAUUGACAAGGGACAACACUUGGUGAACUCUGAGCAACCAAACGAUGUGAUUAAAGUCAUCAACAACGCUUUAACGAAACGAGACACCGAUUUUAAAGUUUCAAAACCUACUGUUCCUGAAAUUGCUUUGAAUGGAGACAGAAAGGCACUCCUUGAUCAACAAUACAAUCUGAUUCUGAAUCUUGACAUGGAAAAUGUUUACGGUUAUGAUAAUAAGAAACAUAUCCCGUUUGAUUUGGUUGCGAAUAAACCCAGUAGCAAGUUAUAG